AUGGCUGACGAGGUUUACGACGGUGCGAUCGGUAUCGAUCUCGGAACCACCUACUCCUGCGUUGCCAACUAUGAGGGCACCAACGUUGAGAUCAUUGCCAACGAGCAAGGAUCUUUCACAACCCCAUCGUUCGUCAGUUUCACGGAUAAGGAGCGUCUGAUUGGUGAAUCUGCCAAGAACAAUGCCGCCAUGAAUGCGAGAAACACAAUCUUCGAUAUCAAGCGAUUGAUUGGACGUCGAUUCGAUGACCCAACAGUCAAGAAGGAUAUCGAGUCAUGGCCGUUCAAGGUCGUUGACCAAGAGGGCAGCCCCAUGGUUGAGGUUGAGUACCUCGGCGAGAACAAGAUUUUCUCCCCACAGGAAAUCUCCUCCAUGGUGCUGAGCAAGAUGAAAGAGGUUGCUGAGGUCAAGCUGGGCAAGAAGGUCUCCAAGGCCGUUAUCACCGUCCCGGCCUACUUCAACGACAACCAACGUCAAGCUACCAAGGAUGCUGGUGCCAUUGCCGGUCUCAAUGUCCUCCGUAUCAUCAACGAGCCUACCGCCGCCGCUAUCGCUUACGGUCUCGGUGCCGGAAAGUCUAAUAAGGAGCGCAAUGUCUUGAUCUACGAUCUCGGUGGUGGAACUUUCGAUGUCUCCCUUCUCAACAUCCAGGGUGGUGUCUUUACUGUCAAGGCUACCGCUGGUGACACUCAUCUUGGUGGUUCUGACUUCGAUACUGCCUUGCUCGACCACUUCAAGAAAGAAUUCCUCCGUAAAACGAAGAAAGACCUGUCCAGCGACCCACGUGCUCUCCGCCGUCUUCGUACCGCAUGUGAGCGUGCGAAGAGAACUCUCUCCAACGGAGCCCAAACCACUGUUGAAAUCGACUCCCUGUUCGACGGAGAGGACUUCAACGCCCAGAUCACCCGUGCCCGUUUCGAGGAUUUGAACUCCAAGGCUUUCAACGGUACCCUGGACCCAGUUGCCACAGUUCUCAAGGAUGCCAAUCUCGACAAGAGCAAGGUCGACGAGAUCGUCCUUGUCGGUGGCUCUACCCGUAUCCCACGUAUCCAGAAGCUCUUGAGCGACUUCUUUGAUGGGAAGAAGCUUGAGAAGAGCAUCAACCCUGAUGAGGCUGUUGCUUACGGUGCCGCCGUUCAAGCUGGUAUCCUCUCCGGAAAGGCCACCUCCGCCGAUACUGCCGAUUUGCUGCUCUUGGAUGUUGUUCCCCUUUCCCUCGGUGUUGCCAUGGAAGGUAACAUCUUCGCCCCGGUUGUUCCCCGUGGACAGACUGUCCCUACAAUCAAGAAAAGAACCUUCACCACUGUGGCCGACAAUCAGCAGACGGUUCAAUUCCCAGUGUUCCAGGGUGAGCGUGUCAACUGCGAGGACAAUACUUCUCUAGGAGAGUUUACGCUUGCUCCAAUCCCCCCCUACAAGGCUGGUGAGGCCGUUCUCGAGGUGGUCUUCGAGGUUGACGUCAACGGUAUCCUCAAGGUUACUGCUACUGAGAAGACAUCUGGACGCAGUGCCAACAUUACCAUCUCCAACUCCGUCGGAAAGCUGUCUGCUGGUGAGAUCGAGAGCAUGAUCAAUGAUGCCGAAACCUUCAAGAACAGCGAUGAGGCUUUCAGUAAGAAGUUUGAGGCCAGACAACAACUCGAGUCGUACAUCUCGAGAGUUGAGGAGAUCGUUUCCGACCCCACUAUGUCUCUGAAGCUUAAGCGCGGAACAAAGGACAAGAUCGAGUCUGCUCUCAGCGACGCCAUGGCCCAACUUGAGAUUGAGGACUCCACUUCCGAUGACCUGAAGAAGAAGGAGUUGGCACUGAAGCGUGUUGUCACAAAGGCGAUGUCGACCCGCUAG
This is a messenger RNA of Drepanopeziza brunnea f. sp. 'multigermtubi' MB_m1, 1845 nucleotides long. RefSeq lists its product as uncharacterized. NCBI's taxonomy places the organism in Eukaryota, Fungi, Ascomycota, Leotiomycetes, Helotiales, Drepanopezizaceae. Gene Ontology annotation, cellular component: plasma membrane; nucleus; cytoplasm. The record is from RefSeq and is a predicted model, not a curated record. Gene Ontology annotation, molecular function: ATP binding; ATP-dependent protein folding chaperone.